AUGUUUCUCCCGGUGUACCUCAGCAACAAUGAUCAGCACUUCACUGAGGUUCCCAUCAUGCCAGAGACGAUGUGCAGAGAUGUCAUGGAGCUCUGCAAGGAGCCUGGCGAGGCUGAGUGCUACUUGGCUGAGAUGUGGAGAGGGACAGAGCGUGUAGUGGAAGAAGAGGAGCGAAUGCUGGAGGUGCUGCAGCGAUGGGGGCAGCAGAGGGUGGAGGUGCGUUUCAUCCUGCGCCAUCUAAGAGCUCCUGGACGAGAGUCAGGUGGGUGCAGAGCUGCAGAUCAGAUGAUGAAAAGGAAGCAAGUGAAGUCUAGAGAUCUCUCCACAGAGAGAUCUCUAGAAAAUGGGGGAUCAGCUCCGUGUCUGGAAUCGGAUGCAACUCUGAGCGAGCUGCAGGGUCUGGCCUCCCUCCAGCAGCAGCAGAUCAGUACCCAGCAGCACCUGCUGGCCUCAAAGGAGCAGCAGCUGCACUACCUGCAGCUGCAGGACCAGAGACCGCAGCAGCGUCAGGAGUUGCCCGAACAGGAGCGACUGCGACAGCUUCGAGAGAACGCACACAAUCAGGAGGCCAAACUGAGGCGGGUCCGGGCCCUCAGGGGCCAGGUGGAGCAGAAACGCCUCAGCAACAACAAACUAGUGGAGGAGAUUGAACAGAUGAGCAGCCUGUUCCACCAGAAGCAGAGGGAGCUGCUGAUGGCUGCAGCCAGGGUGGAGGAGCUGAGCGACCAGCUGCAGGCCCUGAGGAGCAGCAGACUGCAGCCUCCUCUUCCUCCUCACCAACACACCUCCUCCACAGCGGAGCUGGAGCACCUCUGUGGUGAGAUGCUGAGAGACCAGAAAAGCCUUUCUGAUUUGGACCUCCCGCCUCCCCUCCCCUCACGAUCCAGUCACACCACCGAAAACCUGCUCAGGGAUAAUCAGGUAUCGGCCUCAGGUAAAAGUCUGUCCAAGAUGAUGCUGCCACCUCCAGUUCCUAGUAAGCCAAAAUCAACCUUGUCCAAGCCGUUGUAUAACACUGGGACGUUCCCCGGUAAGAAGGUUAGGCCUGUUGGUGGUCACCUCAAGGCUCCUGGAGUCCUGUCCAUCCACAGCAACACCCUCCCUUUGCCCAACAAACAGGAGAGCCCCCCAGCUGCUACUGUUCGACCAUACACCCCUGACCUCUCAGAUGGCCCUGCUCCUGUUCUGCAGAAGCCUCAGUCUCUGGCAGCUUCAUCCAUCUACUCCAUGUACACCCAACAAGCUACUCCAGGAAAGGGGUACCAACCAGGCCAGGGCACACUCCCCCGCAGCAAGCCCCCAGUGUAUGGAAAACCAGUAGCAACCAGUGGGGGGCAGCAAACAGUCAGCUCAGACAACACUGCCAUAAAUUCUGGAUUUUGUGGGUCCGACACAAACGAGGCUGAAAACAAUUUGCAAAGUACAGGAGAAAGUGACACAAUAGAACGUGCAACCCCUCGGCCUCUAAGCCCCACCAAACUCCUCCCCUUCCUGUCCAACCCACACAAAAACCCCAAUGAUGCUGACCUCGAGGCUGUUCGCCGCCGGCUGCACGCUGUCCCUCGACCUCUGAAGAAACGCAACUCUAUCACGGAGCCUGAAGGUCCGUCUGGACCCAACAUCCUGAAACUGCUCUACCAAAAGACCACUCUGGCUGCUAUGGAAACCAUCCCCAUGGAGACAGUCAGCGCAGCAGGGACAUAUGUUUCCGAGGACAGGAUAGCUUGA
Nematolebias whitei (Rio pearlfish) is the source of this 1728-nucleotide messenger RNA. Its product is annotated as apoptosis-stimulating of p53 protein 2. The record is from RefSeq and is a predicted model, not a curated record. Lineage: Eukaryota; Metazoa; Chordata; Actinopteri; Cyprinodontiformes; Rivulidae. Gene Ontology annotation, cellular component: nucleus. Gene Ontology annotation, molecular function: p53 binding. Gene Ontology annotation, biological process: signal transduction; regulation of apoptotic process.